This is a messenger RNA of Papilio xuthus (Asian swallowtail), 1370 nucleotides long. RefSeq names its product BTB/POZ domain-containing protein 7-like. The annotation marks the transcript as partial. The transcript is spliced from 12 exons. Lineage: Eukaryota; Metazoa; Arthropoda; Insecta; Lepidoptera; Papilionidae. Gene Ontology annotation, biological process: morphogenesis of a branching epithelium. The record is from RefSeq and is a predicted model, not a curated record.
GCGUGGUCGGGCGUGUCGCGCACUUCUCCGCGACCAAACAACACGACCACAUUAGAUGAUGCCUUUCAGCUUUAUGAGAUAGCUAGGUUCCUGGAGAUGCCGAUAGUGGUGCAGGGUUGCGAGGACGCGAUCGUGGAGGCGCUGUCGGCGGACACGUUGCCGCACGUGCUGCGCUGGGCGGCCGCACCGCACGCCUCCCAGUGGGUGCACAGACAGGCGAUGCGGUACCUGCGCGACGAGUUCCCGGCGAUAAUGUGGCAGGCGUCGUCAGCGCGGCUGCCGCGCAGUGCCGUGGCGGAGGCGCUCGGCUCCCCCUUCCUGCAGGCGAGCGAGGCGCAGGCGUUGCGCGCGCUGCUGCGCUGGGCGGAGCGCGCCGCCGCACCCAAACACGCACAACACGACAACAGAGAGCCGAACGUGAUCUGGCACACGGCGCACUCGGUGUCGCGACGCGGGGCGCGGCGCAGGGAGAGCGGGGAGCAGGCGGUGCGCGACCUCCUCGCCGCGCUCCUCCCCCUCGUGCGCCUCGAGCAUCUGCCCCCGGACUGCGACCUGCUGCACCAGGCGGUGCGGCGCGGCGCUGUGGCGCAGCCCCCGGCGCAGAUGGUGGAGGGAGGGGGCGGGGCGGAGGCGUGGCUCGGCCGCGGCGCGAGCAGACCGCCGCGCUGCUUCAUACCUUACCUUGAUGAAAUUAAAGCGCUGCUGGAGGACCAGGCGGUGCCGGAGGCGGAGGUGUCGCGAGUGCGGCGCGCGCGCUUCCUGCACCGCAUACCCGACACACUAUACAUGGUUGCGGCGGCACGCAGCGGCGCCAGUUCUGCGAGCGGCGGUGUGGGCGGAGUGGGCGGGGCCGGCGGAGGUGUGGGCGGGGCGGAGGCGGCGUGCGUGUCGCCGCGCGUGUUGGCGGCGCUGCGGGCGCGCGUGCGCGAGCUGCGUGCCGCGCCCCCCGCACAGCGCGCGCUGCUUCUGCACGCCACCGACACCAAGCAGGUCCAUCACCAGAUAGCGCUGCGUGCUGUGCGCGAGAUGUCUCUGCCGGACACGUGCGCAGAUCUCCUCACUGACCUCGACGACAACUCCGACAACUCCGACAAGGAAUGUGGAGGCAGCAGUUUGUGUGUGGAGGAGGAGUGGGCGUGCGGCUCUGAGGCGGGGGCGUGGCCGUCGGGCUCAGGGUCCCUGAGGUCGGGCAACUCGCGCGCUGCUGCUGUCUUCCUGCAAGCGGAGCGCGAGUCCAGCACUUGCAGACGAGAACUGCCGCCGCGGCCAGACACACACAGAUCAGUGCGCGGACGUCUCUCUGCGUGCGUGCCGGAUGUGGCGAUGGCGCCCAACGCCAACACGCACCUGCUCACCGCGCGCGACUACAU